Messenger RNA from Hypanus sabinus (Atlantic stingray), 1086 nucleotides. RefSeq names its product extracellular calcium-sensing receptor-like. Gene Ontology annotation, cellular component: membrane. The record is from RefSeq and is a predicted model, not a curated record. Gene Ontology annotation, molecular function: G protein-coupled receptor activity. The transcript is spliced from 3 exons. Gene Ontology annotation, biological process: G protein-coupled receptor signaling pathway. NCBI's taxonomy places the organism in Eukaryota, Metazoa, Chordata, Chondrichthyes, Myliobatiformes, Dasyatidae. The coding region runs from base 1 to 1086 and encodes 361 amino acids.
AUGGAUUUCAGCAAGGCAUUUGACAAGGUACACCAAGCAACGCUUAUUGAGAAAAUCCCACGAGCAAUUUGUUCAGAGCCCCGUCUUCCUGGAACAAGAAAAGUAAGCAAGAAGGGGCAGCCAAUAUGUUGUUUUGACUGUGCAGAAUGCGCCGAUGGUGAGAUUAACAACGCCACUGAUACCUCGGAUUGCAUCAAGUGUCCUUCAGAAUAUUGGUCCAAUGAGGCAAACACCCAAUGUGUUCUCAAGAAAGUUGAGUUCCUUUCAUUUCAAGACGUUCUGGGAUGGGUAUCAGUGUUGCUUGCUCUAGUAGGUGUGUGUUUUACAGUGGCCACCGCUGCGAUUUUCUACCGGCAUCGAGAAACACCAAUGGUCAAAGCGAACAACUCAGAGCUCAGCUUCUUGCUUCUUUUCGGCCUUCUGCUUUGUUUUAUUUGCCUGCUCGCCUUCAUAGGAGAACCGUCUGACUGGUCAUGCAUGUUGCGCCGCACGGCUUUCGGGGUUCUGUUCGUACUCUGCAUUUCCUGCAUCUUGGGUAAAACCAUUCUUGUCGUAGUUGCCUUUAAAGCAACUCUACCCAAAAGUAGCGCGAUGAACUGGUUCGGAACGGUGCAGCAACGCUUGGGCGUCUUCAUCCUUACCUUUUUUCAAGGACUAGUUUGCGUUGGCUGGCUUAGUGUGUCACCUCCCUACGCCCUGAAAAAUAUGAGUCAUUACAGGGACAAAAUUAUUUUGGAAUGUAACGUAGGUUCAUUGUCAGCCUUUUACUUAGUGUCAGCCUAUAUUGCUCUGUUGUCUGUUGUGUGUUUAGUGCUUGCAUUCCUUGCCCGGAAACUCCCGGACAGUUUUAACGACGCCAAGUACAUCACCUUCAGCAUGCUCAUCUUCUGCGCUGUUUGGAUAACUUUUAUUCCUGCUUAUCUGAGUUCUCCAGGAAAGUACACUGUAGCUGUAGAAGUGUUCGCUAUUUGGGCAUCGAGCUUCGGUCUGCUCGUCUGUAUUUUUGCACCGAAAUGUUACAUUAUCUUACUGAAACCGGAGUUUAAUACUAAGAAGCAAAUGAUGGCGAAAGGAACUUUACCUUAA